Messenger RNA from Alternaria alternata, 479 nucleotides. RefSeq lists its product as hypothetical. The transcript is spliced from 2 exons. The record is from RefSeq and is a predicted model, not a curated record. NCBI's taxonomy places the organism in Eukaryota, Fungi, Ascomycota, Dothideomycetes, Pleosporales, Pleosporaceae. The coding region runs from base 135 to 377 and encodes 80 amino acids.
AGAGGCAUGCACUUCAAAAAGCAUUGCGACAUGUUACUGCGGAAUGACCAAAGAUAUCAAGGGACACGAGCAGUAGGAAUGCAAUGAAAAAACGAGCCAAAUCAGGAUUCCUCGAAUGACGUAGGAUUUGUGAUAUGCUGCUUUUUGGCGCGUUUGGCUAUCUGUAUUGCUUCGUCGAUGUUGCAACCCAACCCAACCCAACUCAACUGCCGGCCGCGCAGGGUCAAGCAGUUGUUUUGCGAUAUCAUCCGCAAGCAGGUGAUGCCAGGUUUAACGAGAUGACGACUUCCCGCGUUGGUUGUUGCCCAACCUUGACAACCAUCGACCUUUCUAUCGCUGUAAGCACUGAUGUCAUGUUGCUCAUAGUGAAUAUGUAGUUUUUGGAUGUAGGAUGCGGUCUGAUGUGACAAUGGGAUCACGUAGCGAUCAAGUACCUCUUGUCGACAUUCCGUGACAGCGAGUUUUUCGAAAACACCAAG